AUGACUACUGAAAACUUUCGCUUUUAUAUAAAAGUGCGUACUGCACUUAGUAUUCCAGCAAGAACUAUCCAUAAUAAAUUGAAUUCAAUUUAUGGUGAUGAAGCCCCUGAUCUGAGCACAGUCGAACGAUGGUCAAAACUGUUUCGUGAUGGACGAAAAGAAAUUGAAGAUAAAGCGCGACCCGGUAGAUCUAUUACUGAAACAACAACUGAAAGUGUCGAACAGGUUCGUCUUCUCAUCGAUGAUGAUCCUUACAUUACAAUCGAAGGUAUCCAAGCACGAACUGAUAUGAGUUAUGGGACUGCUCAAUGA
This is a messenger RNA of Rotaria socialis, 312 nucleotides long. The record is from the annotation of a GenBank genome assembly. NCBI's taxonomy places the organism in Eukaryota, Metazoa, Rotifera, Eurotatoria, Philodinida, Philodinidae.